Molecule: messenger RNA, 585 nt
Organism: Colletotrichum higginsianum IMI 349063
Lineage: Eukaryota; Fungi; Ascomycota; Sordariomycetes; Glomerellales; Glomerellaceae
Product: Translation machinery-associated protein 20
Exons: 2
Coding region: 1-585 (194 amino acids)
Biological process (GO): formation of translation preinitiation complex
Molecular function (GO): RNA binding
Source: RefSeq, a predicted model, not a curated record
AUGUUUAAGAAGGACAUCACCUCGGCGCCGAAGCAGAAGCUCAAGUCCUCGGUCCAGCGCUCCCUCCGCAACUCGCUGCUGGCCUCCUACCCGCUCCUGAACCCCCACAUCGACGAGGUCAUGCCCAAGAAGGCCUCGCUCGAGCAGAUGAAGCUGCCCGACCGCUGCUCCCUCUACGUCUGCGAGCAGCAGCCCCUCUUCUUCCAGCAGGACAGCGCCACCCUCCUGCCCCACCUCAAGCUCGUCCACCGCUUCCCCCAGGCCUUCCCCACCAUCCGCAUCGACCGCGGCGCCAUCCGCUUCGUCCUGUCCGGCGCCACCCUCAUGGCCCCGGGCCUGACGAGCGCCGGCGGCAGGCUGCCCGAGCCCCGGGACGGAGACGAGGGCGUCGACGACGAAGGGCACUGGAGCCGCGAGCUGGAGAAGGGCGAGCCCGUCGUCAUCAUGGCCGAGGGCAAGACCGAGGCCUGCGCCGUCGGACUGCUGGUCGCCGGCACCAAGGAGGUCAAGGACAAGGGCAAGGGCCCCGUCGUCGAGGAGGCGCACUUCCUGGGCGACGGCCUCUGGAGGCUCGGCUCGGAUUAG